AUGUCUACCAAACCCUCAUUCGACUCUCUGCCUCUCCGCAAAGACGGUCCUCCCGGCAAUGCGUGGGGUCUUUUCGGAGAAAAUGACCAAUGCGGCAUGCUGAACCUCUUGACUCCGGAUGUAGUGGCAAAAGCGGCUUUCGAAAUCCGCGACGGCGUCCGAGUCUCUACAGACUGGCCUCUGAAUCGAAUGUCACGGCCUUGCUUUGGUCGUGCACCUUUUAAGCAUGAGAUUACUACCAAAACUCCUCGUGCAGUGAAUGAUGAUACUCUGACGUUUAAUACGCAGAGUAGUUCGCAGUGGGAUGGAUUCCGACAUUAUGCGUACCAGAAAGAGAAACUUUGGUUCAAUGGGAAGAACCUUGAUGAGUUAUUAUCAUCGGAUGUCAACGGUAUUCAAGCUUGGGUCGAGCGUGGUGGUAUUGUUGGACGUGGAGUCCUGCUUGACUAUGCGUCUUGGGCAGAUAAGAACAACGUCGCCUUGACUCCCUUUGAAACAAAGUCAAUUACAAUCACGACCCUCAAAGAAGUUGCUGAAAGUCAGGGCACAGCUAUCCAACAGGGUGAUAUUCUCUUCAUUCGGACAGGAUGGGUCAGAGCCUACGACAUACUCUCUGACCAAGAGUGUAAGACUUUGGCAGACUACAAGGCCCCGCCCGCUCAUGGCAUUGAAUCCUCAGAAGAAACCCUUCGAUGGCUCUGGGAUCAAGGUUUUGCUGCGAUUGCUGGUGAUCAGCCUAGUAUGGAAGCGUGGCCUUGUCAGAAUACUGAUUUCUUCCUGCAUGAAUGGCUUCUAGCGGGUUGGGGAAUGCCGAUUGGAGAGUUACUCGUUGGCUAG
Fusarium poae is the source of this 837-nucleotide messenger RNA. RefSeq lists its product as uncharacterized. The transcript has 2 exons. The record is from RefSeq and is a predicted model, not a curated record. Bases 1 to 837 code for a protein of 278 amino acids. Lineage: Eukaryota; Fungi; Ascomycota; Sordariomycetes; Hypocreales; Nectriaceae. Gene Ontology annotation, molecular function: arylformamidase activity.